Molecule: messenger RNA, 1279 nt
Organism: Dermatophagoides farinae (American house dust mite)
Lineage: Eukaryota; Metazoa; Arthropoda; Arachnida; Sarcoptiformes; Pyroglyphidae
Product: heparan sulfate glucosamine 3-O-sulfotransferase 5
Molecular function (GO): [heparan sulfate]-glucosamine 3-sulfotransferase activity
Source: RefSeq, a predicted model, not a curated record
UGGAUUUGUGGCCACAACAAAAUGAAAUGGUACAUCCAAAAUUAUAAUAAUAAACAAAAACAUGAUCAACAUGUCGAUAGUCUUCUAUCUACUAUCGAUGAACAAGCUAUAAUCUCUCGAUUAAUAUCCGGUACAAAUAAAAAUCAUCAUCAUGAAUCAUUAAUCAAUAAAAAAAUAAGAAAAAAUCAUUAUAAUUAUCAUAAUCGAAAGGAAAAACGUUUCUUCACUAGUCUCUGUAUUGUUACAUUCAUAUUGAUACUUUUAAUAUUGAUUUUGAGUAAUAAUUUCAAUGUGAUUUUACAUCAUCAUAAAUUCAUAUGGCACAAUCGAAGAUGUAAUGAAAAUAAUGAAACCGAAAUGAUUCAUAAAGAAAGCCAAAAAGUGCUUCCACAUUGUAUAAUCGUUGGUGUUCGUAAAUGUGGCACUAGAGCUUUAUUAGAGUUUCUUGAUAUUCAUCCACUAAUCACCAAAGUGGUAAAUGAGAUACAUUUUUUCGAUGAUGAAAAACGUUUCAAUCUAGGUUUAGAAUGGUAUCGGCAACAGAUGCCCGUUACUAAUCAAUCGAAUAUUGUGAUUGAAAAAACUCCAGCUUAUUUUGUUACCGAAUCUGUUCCGGAACGGAUAUAUGCUAUGAAUGCAUCUAUUAAAAUCAUUUUGAUCGUCAGAGAUCCUGUCACACGAUUGAUUUCUGAUUACGCUCAACUAGCCAGUAAUAAAGCGAAAAAAGUUCGACAUGUAGAAACAUUCGAAGAAGCUGUUCUUUAUCCUAAUGGUAAAGUAAAUUCCAGUUACAAAGGAAUUAGAAUCAGCAUGUAUGCUGUUUACUUUUCGCGAUGGAUUAAGCUUUUCUCCAAGAAUCAAAUACAUGUAGUGGAUGGCGAUCAAUUUGUUUAUGAUCCAUUGGCAGAACUGAAAAAAAUCGAAACAUUUCUUGGCUUACCACAUUUAAUACGACAUGAGGAUUUUAUCUAUAAUGUUACCAAAGGAUUUUAUUGUAUACGAAUGGAUAAUAAUAUGGAAAAAUGUCUCAACAAAAACAAAGGUCGUCGACAUCCAGACAUAAAUCCAGUUAUAAUUAAACGUUUACGGAAAUUCUAUGAACCAUAUAAUAAAUUUUUCUUCAGUUUGGUAGGAAGACGUUUUUAUUGGCCAAAUCGAUGAAAACAUGCUCUUCAUUCAUCAUCUUAUUCUCAAUGCGAUUUUCUAUGGUUGUGAAAUUGUGCUUUAUAUAAAAAAAAACAAAAUUUAUUUCGUCGAAAUCAAUUUGAACAAAAAAAAA